Molecule: messenger RNA, 2866 nt
Organism: Drosophila sechellia
Lineage: Eukaryota; Metazoa; Arthropoda; Insecta; Diptera; Drosophilidae
Gene: Plzf
Product: Promyelocytic leukemia zinc finger
Exons: 2
Coding region: 90-1499 (469 amino acids)
Molecular function (GO): protein binding
Source: RefSeq, a predicted model, not a curated record
CUGUUGAACAGCUGUUUGGGCGUCCUAAAGCAAAACAUUUGAUUAUUUUGUUUAUAUCGAGUGUUAGUAGCAUUAUCUAAGCUGCAGAAAUGCUGCACUCACAGACAAUGCAAUCCAUACCCACUCUCCACCAGCCACUGCACUCCAAGGUAUCGAACUAUCUGAACAACCAGCGGAGAACCGGACAAUUCUGUGACCUGCUCUUGGAACUGGAUUCGGAUGAUUCCCUCAGCUUGAGCGUCCAUUUCUGCGUGCUGGCUGCACAGAGCCAGUUCAUCAACACCAAUCAGAAGCAACAGCAGUUCUCCAUUCACAAUCCGCUCAAGAUCACCAUCCGGAAUUUCAGCUGCACCCAAUGCCUGCACACAAUUGUGGACUUCUUCUAUGAGGAUUUGGUUUCCGUGUCUAAGGAGCACGAGCUGCACUUUCGGGAGCUAGCGCAAAUCUUGGCUGUGACAGAACUACUGAAUCUCUACCAGUUGCAGCCCUUGGGCGAGGUAAAAGAAGCAACAGAGAUCCCAGCACCUGGAGAGGCGCAACCAAAUCCAGAACUAGAAAAGAAAGCAGAGGCUGUCUUUGAGAAUCGACAAAGUUACUUCAAGCUUAAGAACCCGCGAGCGGUAAAGUCCAGCAGCAAAGUGAACUACUGCAUUGGCUGCGACUUCAAGUGCUAUCAGGUGCAGAAAAUGAUCGAGCACAUGGGCAGCUGUGAACCCUCCCAUUUGACCUGCUCGCUGUGCGAAGUGGGCUUCCUGGACUGGCGAGAAUACGACACUCACCUACGCCGGCACUCUGGUGAUCUGCGUAAGCCCUUCUUUUGCUUGCAGUGCGGCAUCCGCUUCAACACACGAGCUGCCCUGCUCGUCCAUCAGCCCAAGCAUUCCACGGAAACGCCCCACAUAUGUCCACAUUGCGGAAAGGGCUUUAAGUGGAAGCAGGGCCUGAGCAACCACAUCCUGGUCCACAAUCCCGAGAAGCAAAUGCUCUGCGACGUCUGCGGCUACAGCACCACGCACAUGAAGGCCCUCAAGUCGCACAAGCUGCUUCACACUGGAGAAUUCUUUGCGUGCACAGUCUCCGGCUGCACGCAUCGUGCCAAUCGCAAGGAGAACCUGAAACUGCACAUUGAAACGCACAAACAGGGUCGCGAUUUUAUCUGCGAGAUCUGUGGCUGCAAGUUCAGCCAGAGUAAAAACCUCAAGCGUCACGCCCUGAAGCACACGGAGAAUGGUCCGAACCGCUACAAGUGCCAGCUGUGUGGAUUUAGUAGUCACCGCUCCGACAAAAUGAAGGAGCACGUGCAGCGGGUUCACACGGAGAAGGCGGUGCAGUUAGAGCUCUCGGAAACGGUGGACAGUAGCUUUCCCGAUGACUUUGAUCUUCCCGUGAUCGACACGACACCCAAGAAGAAACCAAAAGGGGUUAAGAGCAAGACUGUAAGGGAUGUUAAUCCUGACAAGCGACUGAAAACCCUACUGCCCAAGGAGACAGUAGAAUAGGAAUAAAAAGAAAGGUUACCAUUCAUUACUUCUCAAAGAAAGAGAUUUUUAAGGCAAAUGUAAAUUGUAAAUGUUUAGAAUAACUAUGUUAACAAGAGACUGUAUCAGCAAAUUUAGAACAUUUGCUAUAUUUACAAAAUGAGACGAGGAAUCUCAAGUUGUGAGUUCGAAUACAACAAAAUUCUAUCCAGAAUAUUCACGGCAACCCAGUUUCUUUUUGAAGUCAUAAAGAAAGAAUCAUCGAGAAAUCUAAAGAUUGAUUUGCUACCAACGAAUUGUAAAUAAAGUGGUAUAUUGUGGCAGGUUCUAAAAACAACAUUGUUGAGGCCAUUCUAUCUUAUCUAAGAAGGUGGCUACGAUCUAUUGCGUCGUUUCCAGACGAACUUUGAGAACGAAUACCUGCCAAAUGACUAACUAGAGCGAUAGUUAGCACCUUAUCAACGCCGAAGGCUAUGUACGUAACAUUUGUUUAUAUAAAAUCCAUUAAACCAAAACAAACUGAAAGCUUUUCGCUUUUCAGAAAUAAACAAAUGCGUUGCCUGGUGGGAGGGAAGUGGGUCAACUGAUCAGGUUCUAGUGCACCAAAAUAAAUAUCCAUUAUCUUGUAUUUCAAAUAUGUUAUUUGAACUAUAAUUAUUACUAAAUUGUUUCUUUUGCCCUUACAUUCGCUUUAAAAAAUAUUUUUGAGAUUUAAAAAAAACUAAUUUUGAUCAGUGUAUCCAGAUAAUCCAGAACAUAUGAUGCAUUUAAUUAUAUAUUUAUUGGGCGGAGAAACAACUGCAGGGUAAAUGCACUUUGAUGAUCGUUUAGGGAGGGCCAAGGUGGGCGGGUGUUACAUAACACUCGGGGAACGUGUGUCUGCUGAAAAGUUCUUAAAUUAUUAAAAUAAAUGGACGAGGCGAAAUAAUAUGUUUGCCGAUUUCUGUUUUUUUGUUUACCGCGCACUUUGUAAACAGCAAAAAAUUAAAUUGCGCAGCAAAUAUUGUCAAGAAGGCACUCUCUUGAGCGGAAAAGGGUUGUCAGGGCGAGUAACUAUGAAUUUUAAUAAAAGAACAUUCUUUUACAUAAAAAAGAGCAAAUAUAUUUGGUAAAAGUUCAGUAGAAAGUAAUGGAAAAAUUAAAUAUUUUUAGUAACUACACGUAAGCAACAAUAUAAUGCCUUUCUAGUAGUUUAUUUAGCUAAAUCCGGCAACUCUGACGGAGAGAGAGCUUUGGUUGCGGAACAGAAAGCUUGCGCGCCUAUAAAAGCCGCUGCUCGACCGAAAAAAAUUCAAUUCCGUUCGCAGCUCAGCGAAAAGUGAACAAAAAAGAAGAAGUAAAGAAAUUUGAAAGCCAGCCUGCAAGUUUGCAGAGAAACAAAAAGCAAA